Messenger RNA from Oryza brachyantha (malo sina), 2307 nucleotides. RefSeq lists its product as uncharacterized. NCBI's taxonomy places the organism in Eukaryota, Viridiplantae, Streptophyta, Magnoliopsida, Poales, Poaceae. The record is from RefSeq and is a predicted model, not a curated record. The transcript has 10 exons. Bases 560 to 2146 code for a protein of 528 amino acids.
UGCAUCUGCAGUUGUCUCACCUAACUAGUAUUCCCUGUCCCCAACACCCACAAAAAUACAAGAACAUGUUCAGUAAGCAAGAAUUUAGAACCUUCAUGGCAGUAUUAGUUUAGCCAGGUCGUUGUACUGUUGCUGCCCCAGGCGGCUAGGUUCUUCAAACACGCGUGACAGUGACCUGUACCCUCUCCUCUUUUCUUUAUCCGUCUCCUUUGAUUUAUAUGCCACGCCUUUGCUGAACAGAAAAGCUCAGACAGAUGCAGGGAGAGAUCGAUAUCAACACGCUUUAGUCCAUACACGGGUCCUCCCUUGCCAUUAACUAAUGGCAUGCACCCCACGUUCCUGCCGAUGAGAUGAUGCGUUGCAAGUUACAAGUAGUAGAGAGGAAGGCACCAGGUAGAGGCUGGAUUGGAUUGGAUUGGCUGUUGCUGGCAGUUUCAGAAUUAUAUUGGCCCCAGUGAGCUUUGCAAAUUUAAGCAUUCUUGUUCUAGCUAGCAUUAUCCGAAGAGAGGGAGAGAUCAUUGGAUUGGAUUGGUUGAUUCCAAGGUGAGGUGAGGCGGCCAUGGGUUCUUGCGUUUCGACGACGAGGCGGCGGCGGAGGUCGAGGAAGCUGUCUGUGGCGGCGAGGAAGUUCCGCCGGAAGGUCUCCACGGCGAUCGCCGCCGCGCCCAUCGCCCGCCCCGGCGCCGGCGACGCGGCGGCGAACUGCUUCGCCCGCCACGAGGUCGUCCACGUCGAGGCGCCGGUCUCCAACGUGACGCUCCAUCUCACGCAGCUGCAGUGGCAGCAUAGCCAGAUGGACGCAGGCAGUGUGAUCUGUGAAGAAGCGUGGUACGAUUCCGUGAGCAUCCUCGACUCGGCCGACUCCGACGACGAUCUCGACAACGACUUCGCCAGCGUCAGUGGAGAUCCUCUUCCGGACGUCACCGCCGCCGCCGGCACGGCCGCGCCGCCACAGCGCAACGACGCGGCGAGCUUGCUGGACGCCGUGCAUCGCCUCAGGAGCAUCGCGAGUGCAGAGGCAUGCCAGGAUGAUCCCCACGAGAGAAGCGAAGACUCCAACGCUGCUGCUGCUGCUGCUGACGAGUGCUGCAGCGGCAGUAACCUGAAGGAAUUGCAGGGCAUGGUGGCGAGCUCGGCCCGACCGUCAUUCCCGUCGUCGAUCCCGAGCAACAAGAUCCAGCCAAUGCCGAUCGUCAGCGUCAGCCCGCACAACCAGAAGAAGAAAUCGGCCGUCGUCAGGCUCUCUUUCCGGAGGAGAUCAUACGAGGGCGAUGAGAUGACUGAAAUGAGUGGUUCUACGAACUAUCUGUACCGUCCAAGAGCUGGUUCAUCAGUGCCAUGCUCAACCGGCGAAAAACUGUCAGAUGGUUGCUGGUCAGCUAUUGAGCCGUCAGUGUUCAGAGUCAGAGGAGAAAGUUUCUUCAAAGACAAGAGGAAAUCCCCAGCUCCAAACUGCUCGCCAUACGUCCCCAUUGGAGCAGACAUGUUUGCCUGUACAAGGAAGAUAAAUCACAUUGCACAACAUCUCGCCCUUCCAUGUCUGAAGACCCAUGAGACCUUUCCGUCACUUCUCAUUGUGAACAUUCAGAUGCCUACCUAUCCAGCCAAUAUGUUUGGUGAGAACGACGGUGAUGGGAUAAGCCUAGUUCUUUAUUUCAAGAUUUCUGAUAAUUUUGACAAGGAAAUUUCUCCCCAACUAAAAGAAAGCAUCAAGAAACUUAUGGGUGAGGAGCUUGAAAGAGUUAAGGGUUUUCCAGUAGACAGCAAUGUGCCCUACACAGAAAGGCUGAAAAUUCUGGCUGGUCUCGUGAACCCUGACGAUUUGCAACUUAGUGCAGCUGAGAGGAAGCUUGUGCAAACUUACAAUCAGAAACCAGUGCUGUCUCGCCCCCAACAUAAAUUCUUCAAGGGGUCAAACUACUUCGAGAUCGAUCUCGAUGUGCACCGUUUCAGCUUCAUCUCACGGAAAGGGCUCGAGGCUUUCAGGGAGCGAUUGAAACAUGGGGUUCUUGAUCUUGGCCUGACCAUUCAGGCACAGAAGGCCGAGGAGCUACCUGAGCAUGUCUUGUGCUGCAUGAGACUGAACAUGAUUGACUUUGCCGACAACGGGCAAAUACCGACACUGAUAAUGUCUAGUGACGAAUAAAUUUCUCAUAUCAAUGAAAUUCACUAACUUUGAGAGAAAAAUCUGUACAGAUCGGGAGAUUGAAGUAGGAACUAACACAAAAUUUAUGCAGUAAGCUGCAUAAAGAUGGUGUAAAAACUCAUUAUUUGCCAAUGAAUGACAAAAGGAGCAUUCCGCGUUGA